GUUUCCAAAUGUGCUAAGUUUUGCACAAUUUAAUCAAAUUUAUAAUGGACUUUUAAAAAGUCUACUAAUAGCGUUUCCACACAAUUGUUGUGACGCAAAGUCUUAAUUAUCUUCUUCACACGUUUUGUGUAGAAAGACAAUCUGCGUCAUUUUUUGAAAUAACUGAAACGAACAGAUUUCACAUACUUCCUAUCAGAAGGAGUUUGUUUGACUCCUUUCUAACAAUCCAUUAAUAAAUAAGCUCUUUCUAUCGAGCUAAUGAUCCCUCAAAAUACAAAGAUGCCAGGUUUCGGCAUGUCACUCAUCUUCGAGAGGCGUAAUACACAUCUGUAUCAUACGUAUUCUAAAGACUUAGCCCUCUACUAGGUUACAAUCACUGGUAUAACCUUUCUCACGACUCACGAGUCAACCAAGCCACCAAUUAAGGACGUCACCACCGUAGAAAACAAAGUGAACUUGUUUUUCACAACGUCACGAAAAUUCGUCUGCGUAAAAAAAAACAUUUAAAACUGCAUCAAGUUUUUCUAUUUAAUGUGUCCACUUAAAACUCCUUAAACGAAAACUUAAUCAAACUAUGUACUUGUAGUAUCAUGUAUUUGUAACUUAAUGAACGCCAAACUGCGUUUUUCAUAAAAAUACGUUCCCCAUUCCGACUUUAAUUUUUUAACAAGAGUAAAAAAAAAAAAAAACUUUACGCUUUAAUGGAAAGCAUUCCAUUUUCUAUCUCUUCUUUACAGUGGAAUUCGGCAUUGUGUUGCCAUACCCACAUUGUGAUGCUUAAACAACAUGCAUCAACUUUAAACUUACUGUGGAAUCGUUGAAACCUUCAACCGAUUAAAGUCGCUUCCUAACAAUCCUUCGGAAGUGAAAGUGCCUUUUAUGUCAUGUAACGCGCACACGGAAAUGCGUUAGGAAGAUGACGCUGAAUGGAAGAAUGGGCCGUUACAACAUUUCGAUAGUGUCCAAACGACUCGAGUUCCGCACGCAAACUUUUGCUGGCAUGCUUGUUGAAAAUAACAAGCAAUGGAGACUCUAACAUGGACGUUCUACUGCCUUGUGGCUUUGUUAGUGUGAUAACAUAUUAGUGUAAUGUUUUUUACUCUAAUGAAAGAAUGGAUUUUUACAUGCACUCUUUUGGGAAAAUGUUAACAAAAAGAUUACCAAGUUAAAUUUGAAAAAACCAAUUCUUUAUUUUUUUGCGUUUUUGUCGAGUCAUACGAAAAGAAAAAAAAAAGUACUAAUAAGAGACACGAAUCUCUAACAUGUUGACAUUUUAUGAAAAUUUCAUUCAUAUCUUUUUUUUAAUGUUUUAAUAAAGAAUGGAAUUGCAUUUUCUUAGUGAUAAUAAAUUGAGAACCCAUAAGUAUUCCUAAGCAACUGUGCCACCCUGCACGCCCGUGUGUCCGUUUGCCUGAACCACAAAUGCAGUGACAAUGGUUUAAUAACCUUAAUGAAACUGAGUUGAAGUACGUCUCAAUUUAAAGUGUCAACGAUUGACAUUUAUUGCAAUUCUUUUUCAAUCUAAACUGACAAUCCUACGUAACGGCUGCAAAGUUUUUUUUUUUUAAUUUUUUGUUUUUGACGGUUGUCAUUCUCUAUUAUCUGUGUCGUGUCAAACGUUUAAUCCAAAAAAUUAAAUGUCAAAUGAAAUUUGUAUAUAAUUAAUCUAUUUUUUUGAAUGUUUUUUUUUAAAUACUCUUUUUGAGUGUGUCUGUUAAAUUCUUCUUUGACUUUCUUGCUGCUUCUUUAAUUUUGAAACCGCUUUAUAGAAUUUUAAUACUUUUGUAUCGUUUCACUUGAUUUUUUUUUUCCCAACAUCUACCUUAAUACUAGAAAAUAUGGACUUGUGUAAUAUUUUUUUUUGUUUAAUAUACAAAGGUUUCGGGAAUUAAAUGCUUUUUUUGAAGUAAUUCCAUUUCAAAAUAGGUUUUCUAUCAUUAAAUCAACAUCCUUACGAUUCAGUUUUAAUAGAUUUUGGUGUAGUCUCCCUUGGAGUCAUUUUUCUUUUGUUUUUUCGUUUUGAUAGUUUUUUAUGAUUCGAAGAGUCACAUGUCAAUUGAUUGAAACAAGUGGAAUAGCAAUGGUCAAUAUCUUUUAAAAAGAUACCAUACUUUACAAUUUUUGUCAAUUUCAUUAAUUUUUUAUAAAGACUAUACAAGACAUUUUUUAUAGUACAAGCAACUCUUUUUUUUAUAUUCAAUUAAAAUAAUUGAAUAAAAAAGUUGUAUUUCCAUAAAAAUCCAAAAUUGAUCAAAGUGCUGACUGAAUUGAAUUUCAUCCUCAUUUUUUUAUAGUCGAUUAAAAUAGCUGAAUAAAAAAGUUGUCAUUUCCUAAAAAUCCAAAAUUGAUCAAAGUGCUGACUGAAUUGACUUUCAUCUAUUUUUCGAAAACACUCUAAAUUGUUUUCCAAAAAAAUUAAUAGCUGUAUUUUUUUUUUGUUUCUUUUAAUGAAUGCUAGGAAAACGAUUUAAUUUUAACGAAACGAUUUUAUUAUUUAUAUAAAUUAGCUACACCAUGGAAAGCGAUAAAACGGUUGAGGAAUGCCCGCUAGACAAGGAAUCAUUAAAAGAAGACAACGUGCAUGAUUUAAAACCGGAUUUCAAUGUUGAUCCGGAUUUUAUUCAAAAAACAUACCAUGCUUUACAAAAUAGUCCGAAUACGAUUUCUUCUAAUAUAAUUUUCGACGUUGUUUUAUGUAUGUGGAGAGCAUUAAAAUUACUCAAAUAUAUUGCACCUCAAUGGUCUGAGUAUACUGGUGGAACGGGAUUAUCGAAUAGUUUGUAUCAUAAACUUUCGAUUCAAACAUCUCCUUCUUUAGCAUAUCUUUUUUCUUAUUAUGCGGCUUUUGAAGAUACGUGUCUUUAUCCGUUCUUUCAUUUACAUCCAUCCAGUGCGAUGACACAAAACUCAUAUUUGCCUACGAAAAAUGCAGACGGCUUACCCGACACACAUUUACCUUUUUCUCAUACCUAUUCUGAUACGAAUAGUAUAGCAAAAAAAUUUGUGGAAAUGCUAGAAUUUCUUGAUACAAUGCGUAAGCAGAAAUCGUGUGGAUCGACCCUACAAGGACAUCGUUUUUCGUCAACAAAUGAUCCUUCUCAUCAAAAAGAUACUUCUUUUUCGACAACAUCUUUAGUGGCCGAUGAAGAACAAGGAAUGAAACCAGCGGUUGGUAAAAAUGCAACGACGCUUUUAAGCACCGAGAAGUUAUGUUUGACGGAAACAUUAAAAUUGGAUGUAGACGAAGGAAAAACACCACUUAAAAAAGAUGUUUUUGUCGGCACAGGUGGAUAUAAACCUAUGGAUAAUCAGUAUUUAUGGAAAUCAUUGAAUUUUGAAGCAUUAAUUUCUUGUUGUAAAAAAGUGUCUAUUGCAUCUCCUGUUUCCCGAACCUCAAAUUCGAGUGAUACGAGCGAUGGGCAACCCGUGUGCAUAAAAAAUGCUAAAGUCGCUCAUCCAUCUUGCGAAACCAAUGAAAAGCAAAAUAAAGAUCCAGAUAAAAUUUUGGAUACUCUGGUUUCGCUUUUUGGGGAAAUUCGCUCUUUAUUAGAAAAAGAAAAAUUAAAAACACAUCCCCGUCAUGACAUCGUAAACAAAAAUGACGUUGAAUCCACGAUUGAUGCGCGUAACAAUACAAAGAAUUGUUCUCAUCUUUCAAAAACUGUUGUUUUAAAACAAGUUUCCAAAGAAGCAUCGUAUUCUUUUUAUGAGCGUCAUUCAUGUAAAAGCCCAGUGCCUGUAACCCUUAGAAAAUCUGAGGACACUGGAUUUUAUUCGAAUGACGUUUCCUAUAUUUUUCAAACACUUCCUGUAACAACAUGUGAAACGAUAGUAACUCAUCCUUCUCCUAUUCAAGUUAACAAAGCGUUAGCAAGUCCACUUGAUUCCCAUCAUGAGCGUAUUGUUUCAAUUCAUGAAACCAACACGCAGCAACCUUUUACAAAAAACCCUCUUGUUCAUCCAAAAGAAACAAGUCUUUUUUCUACAAAUCCUUUACAAAAAGCCAAUAAAAAAAAAACACACACUUUAAUCAACUCUGAAGAUGUGCCACGCGCUACAAGUGAACCUUCAUGUAUUUUGAACGAAACUUUGCAAGAAGAGCAGAGUCCAUUUAAACAUCCUUUAUUUAGACCUUUACAAGACACGAAGAAAACACUUCAUAAAGAUGAGUCUACAUGUUUACUUCCCGUGUCAAAAGAAGUUUUUCAAAAUAUGCCGUAUGUGGAUGUUUCAACAUUUGAAAAAUAUUGUCCAGGUAACAAAACUCUUAUAUCUCAAAUGGCGUAUCAGAAGAAAAAAAUCAGUUCAGUUGAUGACUUUGGAAAAACUACAGAUACCAAGCUUUGGAAAAAAAGAAACAAGGAAACACUUAAGAAAAAAACACCUGACACUAUGGCUUUAAAUACUCCUUUUCAAGGUGUUUGUUGGGACCCAACACAUCAACGUUGGGUAGCUCAUUGGAGUGAUUCUGAAACGCAUCAACGAAUUCGAAAGUAUUUUAAUCCGAAACUUCUUGGAUUUCAUCGUGCACGACUUCAUGCAAUUUUAACAAGAAAAGAAGCAGUGGAUUCCGGUCGCGCUUCCAAAAUGACGAAAUCCGAUAAAAAUAAAUCAACCCAAGAUCAUUCUUCUUCUCAGCUUUUAGUGGAAGAUAUUAAAACACCACCACCCAUGAAACAAACAUUAAAUGAUAAGGGAGAAGCUUGCAAUGUCACUCCUCAUAGCAUUCCUAAACGUCAAAAGGUCCCUCAUGUUGUAGAAGACGAUCAUGGAAAUUAUUAUAAUGCUUCAUUAUCUGAAAAAUCAGGCUCAGAUGAAUCUUUUGAAAAUAAUUUCAAUACGGCAUCUUCUUAUGACAAUGACACGCACCAUGUCAAAAAAUCUUCUAUUCCAUCCUUACAUGUUGAAAAUUCUAUUCCAGGCAUUUACUGGUCUGAUGAAGACAAAGUUUGGUACGCUCACUGGAAACCCAAUGAUGCAUCACAAAUUCAUAUAGAAGCUUUUCCUGUGUCUGAAUUUUUACAUCAAGCGAAUAAUGAUGCUCAGAAAGCCGCGUUAUUAGCUCAAAAAGCUGCAAUGGAUCAUCGUUUAUCUUUUUGCUCGCAUCCAACCGCCCCUUUACAAAAAGCCCAACCCACCCCCACUCGUGUUACCACCCUUCUUGAAUAUAAACAAGAAAAAAACAUACAAAACUCUUGUCCAUGGCUUAAUAUUCAACUUCCUACAAAAUUCAUUUGUAAUCCUUCCAACACAGAAACGUCCCAUCCAAAUAUUUGCGAACCAUUUUUUUUCAAUAAAAGGCACCAUACAGUAUCCGAGUCUCAUAAUUGCUCAACAAACUGAAUCAUCGACUUUAAAAAUUUUUAUACAUACAAAAAAAAACUGAGCAUGUUUAAAACAAAAAUAUCUGUCAACCCCACUAACUUUUUCACACACAAAACGUGAAAAUGAAACGUUUUCAGUAUUCCUAAUAGGGAAGAAAAAACCUAUUUGUCAAAAUAUGUAGUCUUUCUCACCCUUUGUUAAUUAAAAAAAUAAACUACAAACAAAUAAAGUCUUGUAUUUUCAAACCUUUCGUGAAAAGAAUGUUUGACCUCUUUCUUCGACUGGCUGCUUGGGCAUGGACGUGACAAGAAGCGUCUCACUCGUUCCAUCGUCUCUUGUAUUAAAUAACACGCACCUGAAAUGCUUUACAACACUUUCCUUUCACGACUCAUCGAUUUACGCGUAAUAUUUUUAAAAAGAAAAACUACUGACAAAAAGUGUUUCAUUCGUUUCCGAAGUUGCAAUCACUAUUCCAAGCUAACGAAACAAGCGCUUUCAAUGUCUAUUUAUUGUCGUUUAGAACAUUCGACUCGCUAACUGCUUACGUGACCUUAUGCUGCAGGAAAAAGUAGUCUUCUGGUGCUGCAUUUUGAAUAAAGGUAUACAGUGUGACAGGCCAAGUUAAAUGUCCCGUCGAGCGUCCUGACCUUUAAAGAAAGAGACUCUGUAACAAAACUAGCUUUUAUUAUAAUAGAAAAAUAUAGUGAAGAGACUGCGUAAGGUAUUCUUCUCUUAAAAAGGCAUGAAAAUCAAGCACGAACUCUUGGUACGUGCCACCGUCGUAAAUAAGCUUUGGUCACUUUCACUAGAGCCCGCGCACUACUUUGGUCACAAGCGUGUAUGCUUAAGUGCGAUGAUCAGUGAUACUCUUACUCUUCCCAGCAUACAAACUCAGUGACAAUGCGUGUCGUGUGAAUUUAGAAGGUUUUCUUGUGAGUGAUACUCAUACGCGAAGGUACUUUAUUGAAUUCCUUCUUUUAUAGUGUGGACCAUCACUAGAGUGCGGUUCUGGUUAAUUUAAUUUUUUUUUUGAGAAAAUAAAAGACAUUCAUUAAACAUAUUGAAACAAAAGCGACACCAUCUGCAUGACGUCAAUUCGUUUGUUGUGCCUUUCAGUCGAGAUUUAGAUUGUUGAUGAGCCAAGUAGCACAAGAACUUUUAAAAGAACGAACAUUAGUCUUUUAGAAACAUUGCUAGUGUGAUCUCAGUUCAAGAUGUCAUUAAUUUUUUUGAGUUAAAAGGCAUACCCCGUUAUCACUUGAAUGAAAAAAUUAUAAAGCAACUAUUUCCAAAAGCGGUGGUGAGUGAUUAUUGCAAGGUCGUUUUAAGAGGGGGAUCUUUUAAAUAUACUACUUCCAAAGCUUUUCUACCACAAAUUACUCCUAGUGGUUAUUUGACAGAAAUGCAUGAAAAGGAAUGUUCCCUCCUGGUCCAAAAAGCAUAACAGGUCAUAAUGAAGCCGAAGGUGAUAUUUUUUAUUGUUUUUCUGAUUGUUUCUUUUAAAUGUAAAGAAUCUGUAAAUGGCCAAGUGUGUUGAUAACAUUCACUUAACUUGUUGUGAAUCGAAAGUAAAAACAAUGGAUUCUUGGGGAAUCCAAUUGCCAGUCAGUGGUCGACCAGAUGGACGUCAAUCUAAUUUUAUUUUACGUCCUCUUUCUUGUGAAAUUCAACCUUUAUGUAAUGCCCAUGGUUCAGCACGCUUUCAGAUGGGUUUCACGAGUGUUUUAGGUGCUGUGUAUGGGCCUCGAGAAGGUCAUACUGUCGAUUCUCGUGGUACAACACCUCAAGCCAGUUUAACUGUUUUGUUUCGCCCUGCUUCUAGCAAAAUUUCAGCAAAGUAUAAAUAUUUGCAAGUGUGUUUGUACAACACAUUAAAAUCUAUAAUUGAACUAAAAACAUGUCUUGACUGUACAAUUACAGUUGUGAUUCAACCCGAGGUGGAUGAUGGAGGACUUUUAAGUUGCUCCAUUAACGCCGCAAUAGCUGCUUUAAUUCAUGCUCAAAUUCCUUUAAAAUAUACUGUGAUUGCCUUAUCUAGCAUUCAAAGUAAAAAUGUACAAGAUGGCUCGUCUUUAGUUUUAGACCCAACAUUUGAUGAGGCGGGAUUAAACACCAAUGAUCUUUCAACUUAUUUAAGUUGUACUGUUAAUACAGACACUUUAAGCUUAAUCCAAUUAACUCCUGAUUUUUUUGAUACAAAAGCUUCUGUUAAUUCGUCACUCAUUUCGUCAACUCCGUGUAACGCUAACCUCACAUCCUCUUACGCGAAAUCCAGUUUUUUAGAUGUGUAUGCUCCUAUCAUUCAAGCGUGCUGUCUUGUUAAAGUGACAUUACGUGAGGCAUUUGAAAAAUAUCUAGCGACGUGUGUUGCAACGACCUUUAAUUCAAAUAAUCGAAUGGACUUACCCGUAAGCGCGCCGAAGAAAUAAAUUAAAAGUACACUAACUUGUACAUUGACAAUUUUUAUCCAUGCAAUACGUCACGUGAAUAAAAUAUUUUUUUUCCAUGCUUUCUUCACUCCUACUGAAAUGGUUGAGUUGAUUAAAAAAAAAAUUCAUCAAUACACCA
This is a messenger RNA of Hylaeus volcanicus, 7893 nucleotides long. RefSeq lists its product as uncharacterized. The record is from RefSeq and is a predicted model, not a curated record. Bases 2515 to 5343 code for a protein of 942 amino acids. NCBI's taxonomy places the organism in Eukaryota, Metazoa, Arthropoda, Insecta, Hymenoptera, Colletidae. Gene Ontology annotation, biological process: regulation of DNA-templated transcription. The transcript has 2 exons. Gene Ontology annotation, molecular function: DNA-binding transcription factor activity.